This is a messenger RNA of Dermochelys coriacea (leatherback sea turtle), 3334 nucleotides long. RefSeq names its product component of oligomeric golgi complex 4 (gene COG4). Lineage: Eukaryota; Metazoa; Chordata; Testudines; Dermochelyidae. The record is from RefSeq and is a predicted model, not a curated record. Bases 405 to 2543 code for a protein of 712 amino acids. The transcript is spliced from 19 exons.
CCAAAAUUAACAUAUAGCCAUUUUCCCAACUCUUCUCUUCUAUUUAAGUUCUUUUAGUGAAGCUGUCGUCAUGUUACUCAAGUACUCCCACUCCCUUUGCCCCCGAUCUGGUGGUGAUAUAGCCUCUGACCAGAAAGACUGGAUGUCUCUUUGCUAGAACUUCAUUAGGUGGUCAGGAAAGAUUGCUACAGAACAAUGUUAAAUGCUUCUUUGACCACCUGUCACAGCCCUGACAGGUUGAUUCUAUUGCCUCUGCAGCAACCCCAUCUUCUAAGCCUGGGAGCACCUUGCCGAACUCUGAUUCACUCAUGUAGGCAGCUUGGUCACCUGUACCUCGGGCAGAGAAAGGGGUGGAGGAAGAGCUGGAGGUGCUCCUGGAACAACAGAGUACCAUAGAGAGCAAGAUGGUCACCCUUCAUCGCCUGGGUCCUAACCUGCAGCUGAUUGAGGGGGAUGCUAGACAGUUGGCUGGGAUGAUCACCUUCACCUGUAACCUGGCUGAAAACGUCAGCAGUAAAGUUCGGCAGCUUGAUCUUGCUAAGAACCGCCUCUAUCAGGCCAUCCAGAGAGCUGAUGACAUCUUGGACCUGAAGUUCUGCAUGGAUGGGGUUCAAACAGCAUUGAGAAAUGAAGAUUAUGAACAAGCAGCUGCUCAUAUCCACCGCUACUUGUCUCUGGACAAAUCAGUCAUUGAGCUGAGCCGACAAGGCCAGGAGGGCAGCAUAAUUGAUGCCAACCUGAAACUCCUGCAGGAGGCAGAGCAGCGCCUGAAGAUCAUAGUGACUGAGAAAUUUGACGUGGCUACGAAGCAGGGAGACCUGCCUCAGGUGGAACGUUUCUUCAAGAUCUUCCCCCUGCUGGGCUUACAUGAGGAGGGGCUGAGCAAGUUCUCGGAGUACCUCUGCAAACAGGUCGCUAACAAAGCCAAGGAGAACCUGUUACUGGUGAUGGAGACCGACAUGAGUGACCGUAGGGCUGCAGUCAUCUUUGCAGAUACACUGACACUCCUCUUUGAAGGAAUCGCUCGGAUCGUGGAAACCCACCAGCCCAUAGUGGAGACCUACUAUGGGCCAGGGAAGCUGUACACCCUGAUCAAGCACUUGCAGGUGGAGUGUGACCAGCAAGUGGAGAAGGUGGUGGACAAGUUCAUCAAGCAGAGGGACUAUCACAGGCAGUUCCAGCACGUUCAAAACAGCAUGGUGAGAAGUUCAGCUACGGAAAAGAUUGAACCAAGGGAACUUGACCCCAUUUUGACAGAGGUCACCCUGAUGAAUGCCCGCAGCGAGCUGUACCUCAGAUUUAUCAAGAGACGGAUCGUCUCGGACUUUGAAGUGGAAGACUCCAUGGCCUCGGAGGAGGUAAAGCAAGCACAUCAAAAGUCUUUGGACAAGCUUCUCAACAACUGCCUGUUGAGCCGCACCAUGCAAGAGCUGAUUGGCUGUUACAUCACCAUGGAGGAGUACUUCAUGCGGGAGACUGUCAACAAGGCCGUUGCUAUGGACAUGUGUGAGAAGGGUCAGCUGACCUCCAGCAUGGUGGAUGAUGUCUUCUACAUAGUGAAGAAGUGCAUCGGGCGCGCCCUGUCCAGCUCCAGCAUAGAUUGUCUCUGUGCCAUGAUCAAUCACUCCACCACCGAGCUGGAGUCCGACUUCAGGGAGGUUCUGUGCACCAAGCUGAAGCUGGGCUUCCCGGCCACCACAUUCCAAGACAUCCAGAGGGGGGUGACCAGCGCGGUGAACAUAAUGCACAGCAGCUUGCAGCAGGGCAAGUUUGACACCAAAGGCAUCGAAAGCACUGAUGAGGCCAAGCAGUCCUUUCUGGUGACCUUAAACAAUGUGGAGGUCUGCAGCGAAAACAUAAUGACCCUGAAGAAGACUUUGGAGAGCGACUGUGCCAAGCUGCUUAGCCAAGGCUUUGGGGGCGAACAAGCUGAAGCCAAGAUCGACAGCUGCCUCGCUGACAUGGCUGCAGUGUCUAACAAGUUCCGAGAUCUGUUGCAGGAAGGACUCAGUGAGCUGAACAGCACAGCUGUCAAACCACAGGUGAAACCCUGGAUCAACGUCUUCCUUUCGGUCUCCCAUAAUAUUGAGGAGGAAGAGUUCAAUGAUUAUGAAGCCAACGACCCAUGGGUCCAGCAGUUCAUCAUCAACCUGGAACAGCAAAUGGCAGAGUUCAAGGCUGGGCUCUCGCUCGUGAUCUAUGACAGCCUCAGCAGCCUGACCACCAGUCUCAUUGCCAUUGAGCUGGAGAAGGUGGUUCUCAAAUCUACCUUCAGCAGGCUUGGCGGCCUGCAGUUCGAUAAGGAGCUGAGAUCGUUGAUAGCCUAUCUCACCACCGUGACCACGUGGACCAUCCGGGACAAGUUUGCUCGUCUUUCCCAGAUGGCGACCAUCCUCAAUCUGGAAAGGGUGACAGAGAUCCUGGAUUAUUGGGGCCCCAACUCAGGUCCCUUGACCUGGCGCCUCACCCCAGCAGAGGUCCGUCAGGUGCUGGCCCUCCGAAUCGACUUCCGCAGCGAGGACAUUAAGAGGCUGCGCCUGUAGCUGGCGCGCGCUAUCUGCAGCUCCUGGCCAUCCUCGGACGCGCUUCAUAGUAUGAACGUAGAAUCCCAUGAAGCCUGUCCUCAUGCUUCCAGCGCUUGCUGCAGCAGGGCUGUGAUAGGCUCGGGCGGACAGCUGGCUCUGUCAGCCACCAGCCCUGUGAUGACUCUAGUGCUGCUCCCCAGUGCUCCACACCCGGCUUUCCUGGUAGGGGAGACCUGGACUCAGGAAGGCCCAGUUCAGCUCACUGCCUUUCAGGGAGCAGAGAUACGGCGGCUGUGGAAUCUCUCAUGUUGAGAGCAGUGGCAUUCCAGCAGGGCUCCUCGCUGGGGUGCCCUCCCCCAUGACACUAACACUAAAGGAUCAGGCUGUUCUGACAGAGGGUUAUAGCUUGCUCAUGCCUUCCUCUGCUCACCUUCCCGUCUCAUGACAGGUUCUGUGAAGUACGUGGCUGCAGUUCCAGAUGCUGCCCCUAUGAGGUGACUCAAGCACCAGUGACCUUCUGCAGACCAUUGGCUCAGAGUCCAUGGUUGCCCUGGCCCACCAGGGGUGUAAUCCUGGUGUUCUUCAGCUGCUGGAGUUCCAGUGGGCAGUCCCUGUCCUGGAGGAGGAGCUGUUCUCCCAGUGCCGGGUGGGUGAGUUCUUCAGGCUGGGGCGUAAGUGGGGAUUGUCUGAAAUUCACACGGGGCUGCUGAUGGUCAAGUCCCUUCCGGAAUCAGGGCUCUGGCUCCUCUUAUAUCUGUUUACACGCUGUGCAGUGAGGUGGUGAAUAAAGAUGGAGGAGUGCGGAGUAA